Messenger RNA from Laccaria bicolor S238N-H82, 762 nucleotides. Its product is annotated as dienelactone hydrolase endo-1,3,1,4-beta-D-glucanase. Gene Ontology annotation, molecular function: hydrolase activity. The transcript has 6 exons. Bases 21 to 653 code for a protein of 210 amino acids. The record is from RefSeq and is a predicted model, not a curated record. NCBI's taxonomy places the organism in Eukaryota, Fungi, Basidiomycota, Agaricomycetes, Agaricales, Hydnangiaceae.
CCUUGAAGAACUGUAAGAUUAUGGCGGACAACUUGGCGACGAAGUUGGAAUGUGAUGUUUGGGUUCCCGAUUAUUUCAAUGGCAAACCGCUCAUACCGCUCGAUACGAUGAUGAUUGAGCGAGCGGGAGAGAAGUGGUCGAUAUGGCAGUGGAUAAAGUUCGUCGUUGGGACUGGUAUCCCCAACUUUCCAGCAUUUAUCAGCAACCGACCGUCUGUUGCUGACAAACGCCUUGAUUCUUUCUUUGCUCUGUUGAAAGAAAAGAAAUCGUAUGAGAAACUUGGUGCUGUCGGAUACUGCUUCGGAGGCACGACGGCGACACGACUCGGUGGAACUGAUCACGUACAAAGUGUCGUCAUAUGCCAUCCAGGACCGCCCAGCAUUUCUGACAUAAAGAAGAUUAAAGUCCCCGCAGCCUGGGCUUGUGCUGAGGAGGACCAGUUCUGGGGUAGGUCCGCCAGGCUGCAAGCCGAAGCAGCUUUUGCUGCGAGGAAAGAUACCGACAAUUUCGUUGAAUACGAGUUCAAGGAUUAUAAAGGAACUGCUCAUGGAUUUGCUGCGCGCCCUAACUUGGAUCUUCCAGAGAUCAAAGAAGCGUUCGAGCUGGCUUUUGAACAGACUGUCCAAUGGUUUCAAAAGACGCUCACCGUCUGAUUGGAGGUUUAUUCUGGAGGUUUCUGUGGAUAGUAGAUAUGGGUUUGACCUUGGAUACGAUUAGUAUGACUCACUUAAUACCCUGCAUAUACACGUUGCAUUCGAUGGA